AUGUCUGCCGAUUAUCUCAAUGAUCGUGAUCGCCCAUCGCCAUUGCGGAGAAAGAAGGACGAAGGAGCCACGAAGGAGGCUUCUAACUGGUCGUAG
Penicillium arizonense is the source of this 96-nucleotide messenger RNA. RefSeq lists its product as uncharacterized. Bases 1 to 96 code for a protein of 31 amino acids. Lineage: Eukaryota; Fungi; Ascomycota; Eurotiomycetes; Eurotiales; Aspergillaceae. The transcript has 2 exons. The record is from RefSeq and is a predicted model, not a curated record.